AUGGGUGUUUGUGUGACAAAAAUGGAAGCAUAUGAUCAUUUGAAAGUGGUAGGAUUUAUCAAGGGUUAUAAUAAUUGGAUAGCACAUGGAGAACUUUCAAACUACAAUGAAGCCACAUCUAAUUCUGAAAAUACAUCAAUUGGGGUUUCAAAUGGGACUAAUGACAUGCAAGACUUGGUCCAUGAUGUAUUUGGGAUACCACAUGGAACAAAUGAAUUGAAUAGAGAAGGGGACAUUCCUGUUUCAGAUGCUGAAAAAUUUUACAAAUUGAUUGAUGAUUCUCAACAGGAUUUGUACAGUGGUUGCAAAAAUUUCUCGAAAUUGUCUUUCAUUAUUCGUUUGCUUCACCUAAAAUGCCUGGGUAAGAUGAGUAACAAGAUUUUUAAUACGCUUGUUGAGCUGUUGAGAGAAGCAUUUCCAAAGGCCAUGACUAAUUUGCCUUCUUCUUACUAUGAGGCUGAGAAAUUGAUGAAUACAUUGGGGCUGGGUUAUGAAAAGAUCGAUGCAUGUCCUAAUGAUUGUUCUCUUUAUUGGGGUAGUGCUGAAAAAAGAACUUCAUGCGAAACAUGUAACGAGCUUAGGUGGGUUGCUUCAGAAAAUGAUCCAACUGGUGAAAAAAGGAAAAUUCCUCAAAAAGUGUUGUGGCAUUUUCCCUUAAAACCUAGAUUACAAAGACUAUUUAUGUCUUCUAAAAUUGCAUCUCAAAUGAGAUGGCAUGAGGAAAAACGUACAAAAGAUGGUUGUAUGAGACAUCCAGCUGAUUUUCCAGCUUGGCAAACUUUUGACCAUCUACAUCCAGAAUUUGCUAAGGAUUGUCGAAAUGUUAGAUUGGGGUUGGCAUCUGACGGGUUUAAUCCAUUCAACAACAUGAGUUCUACACACAGUACUUGGCCUGUAGUUUUAAUACCAUAUAACUUACCUCCGUGGAUGUGUAUGAAGCAACCGUACUUCAUGUUGUCCUUGUUAAUACCCGGACCAUCCUCUCCUGGGAAUAAUAUUGAUGUUUAUCUACAGCCUCUAGUUAAAGAAUUGACCGAAUUGUGGGAUUUUGGCAUUCAAACUUAUGAUGCAUCCCAAAAAGAAAAUUUUCAAUUGCAUGCAGCUCUGUUGUGGACCAUUAGUGAUUUCCCUGGAUAUGCAAUGUUAUCUGGCUGGAGCACUAAAGAUAGUAAGCAUAAAUUUAGAAAGCAAGCCCAAUUCUUUGAUGGCACCGAAGAACAUGGAAAGCGACCACCAUUGCAAACCGGGGAUAUGAUUGUGAGUGAAUUGGGAGACUUGCAAAUUAAAUUUGGAAAACUUGUGAAAGGUAAUCCGAAGCUGCCUUUCAAUUGGAAAAAGAGGAGUAUUUUCUUUGACUUGCCAUAUUGGAAAGAUAAUGUCUUAAGACACAAUCUUGACUUCAUGCACAUUGAGAAGAAUGUUUGUGAAAAUAUUUGGGGGACAUUGCUGGAUAUUGAGGAUAAAGCAAAGGACCAUUAUAAUUCCCGCCGUGAUUUGAGAGAAAUGGGAAUAAGAAAAGAGCUGCAUCCCAUUGAGACAGAACCUGGAAAGGUGUACUUACCUCCAUCUUCCUUUGCAAUGGAUAAAAAACAGAAAACUAUGUUUUGCAAUGUGCUAAAAAAAGUGAAAGUUCCAGAUGGUUAUGCAGCUAAUGUCUCAAGAUGCGUUCGACAAUUGAUGCCUAUAGCUUUGAGAAAGACUUUGCCAAAAUCAGUGCGCUAUCCUUUGAUUCGAUUGAGUAGAUACUUCAGGCAGCUUUAUUCUAAAGUUAUUUGUCCUCAAGAUGUGGUUCGUUUGGAAAGUGAAAUUGCCGUCAUACUCUGUGAUCUUGAGAAAUGCUUCCCACCAACCUUCUUCGAUGUCAUGGUGCAUUUAGUUGUUCAUUUGGCAACUGAAGUGAAAUUAGGUGGCCCGGUGUAUUAUCGUUGGAUGUAUCCUAUAGAGAGGUACUGCUUGUAA
Coffea eugenioides is the source of this 1959-nucleotide messenger RNA. RefSeq lists its product as uncharacterized. NCBI's taxonomy places the organism in Eukaryota, Viridiplantae, Streptophyta, Magnoliopsida, Gentianales, Rubiaceae. The coding region runs from base 1 to 1959 and encodes 652 amino acids. The transcript has 3 exons. The record is from RefSeq and is a predicted model, not a curated record.